AUGCGUGGCUAGCGUCCUCUAAGUCCGUAAUCAAACUAAUAAUAAAGUGAAAAAAUGAAGUUAGCCCAAACAGCAAUCAAAAAACGAACAUCUAAACCUAAUUUCUUUACUACAUAUAGAACUCAUGUAAUUAUAUCAAUCAUUAUUGGGAUAAUCAUCAUUGUCGUGUUGUCAUUUACUAAAUAAAUAAAAGAAUAUAUCAUCAUUAAUUAGUCAGAAAUCAACUCUCACAAUUCCUAAGGAUACCCUUAUACUUUAGGACCUAAUAAUUUCUUCCAUAAUGUAACAUUAAUGCAAGCCAAAACUUUGUUUAAGAAUGAUUUCACAUAAUAAAUUAAUGUAGAAAAAUGCAAAGUACCUAUUAAUUUCGAAAUUCCAACCUAUUUCAAUUUCAAAGAAUCCUACCCUAAUUGCUCUCACACUAUAUUCAAUCAAGGCAAUUGUUCAUCCUCUUAUUCUAUUGCUGUCUCCUCGGCCUUCUCAGAUAGAGUCUGUAAACUCAACCAAACCCAAUAAUUGUCAGCAUAGAAUCUAUUAUCUUGCGAUGGCAAAUUGAAUCAAGGAUGCACAGGAGGACACAUCACUAGAUCAGCUGAAUAUAUUAUUAAACAUGGUUUGACUACUAAUGAAUGUCACCCAUUCAGAGGUGAUGACAAUUUCUAAGAAUGCACAAAAGCACUUGAAAAAUGCUAAAGAUUUAAAGCUAAUUCAUUUUGUCAAUUGUAAAAUAAGGAUGAUAUAAAACGAGACAUUAUAAAUAGAGGUCCUGUUGUUGCUAUUAUGCAAGUCUACAAAGACUUUUUAGUUUAUAGAGAUGGAGUAUAUUAGGUUUUAGAAGGAACACCUAGAUUUCAUGGAGGACAUGCUAUCAAAAUUAUUGGAUGGGGAGAAUAAAAUGGAUAUUAAUAUUGGAUUAUUGAAAACACAUGGGGUACCAGUUGGGGAACUGAAGGAUUAGCAAAACUGGCUAUGGAUGGUUUUAUAGAUCUGUCAUUACAAGCAUUAUCAAUUAUUUAUUGAAGAUUAUAUUAAAGUAUGCAUAUUUAUGAUGUUAAUAAUUCAAA
Messenger RNA from Paramecium tetraurelia, 1064 nucleotides. RefSeq lists its product as uncharacterized. The transcript is spliced from 4 exons. The record is from RefSeq and is a predicted model, not a curated record. NCBI's taxonomy places the organism in Eukaryota, Ciliophora, Oligohymenophorea, Peniculida, Parameciidae. Gene Ontology annotation, cellular component: lysosome. Gene Ontology annotation, molecular function: cysteine-type endopeptidase activity.